AUGCCGAUAAAUAUUAAUAGAUUUAUGAAUCCAAUAAAAAGAAAAAGGUCAAAUAUUGAGAAUUGUAAUAAUUUUCUUGAUAAACUAGAGCAUAAAGGAGAAGAGAUUUUAGCAUUGUCAAAAGAAGUUAACGAUUUAUUAUCUGAAUAUUCGUUCACUUUUGGAAUCUCUAAAGCAAACUGUCUAGAAGAUCUUGAAAAUCAAUUAGAAAAAGAAUUUUCUGAAAUAGCUCGCUUAAAAGAAAUCAAUGAGCUGAAACUAUUGGCCGAAUUAGAUGAAAAAUUGAGAGCAGCUUACAUAAGCUAUGUCAAUAAUUGUGAUGAACUCUAUAUAAAAAUCAGCGACUUUAUCCAGAAGCUAAAAUUCGAUUCUAAAUACCUUUAUUCUAUAGGAUGAGCUGAAAAAUGAACUGAUCUAUGAGUCUAUGAUAUAGAAAAAGAUAAGAGAGAAAAUAAAGUAAUCAGCACUCCUGAGCCUUUAUCCAAUGGAACUUGCAUUGUGCAGCUUCCAAACUCAGAGCUAUUUUGCUAUGGGAACAGCUUUUUUUCAGGGAUUUCUUGCAUAAUUGACCUUGAGACUUUUACAGUAAAGAAACUUUUACCUUAUGGCAGCCCAUCUUGAUGCUGUGGAGCUGUCUAUUAUAAAAAUUGUGUUUAUUUCUUUGGGGGCUGGGAUAAGCAAAAUUACAUGCUCUUUGCUGAAAAAUUUGAUUUAGCUGGCAAUAGGUGGCUUAAAUCGCCGAAACUUCCAGAAGCAUCUUCUGGGUGCUCUUGCGUGCUUUUUCAAGAAUGCAUAUAUAUUUGUGGAUUUUUUCAUAGUAAAGUAUAUAAAUAUGAUCUAGAAAUUGAAAGCUACUCGAAUAUAAAUUUUCCAGUUUUGUGUUCAAAGAUGUCAAAGCUACUUUUUAGUGGUAAUUCUAGAUUGUAUCUGAUACAAGAGCCUGGGAUUUUGUUUGAAAGUGACUAUGGGAGUGAGUAUGCUUGAAGUAAGAUAGGUGCUUUUAAUUUAAAAUGAAAUUACAGUGCUUUCAGAAAAAAGGUUAAUCAGUCAGUCUUCAUUAGUUUCAUUAGCUAUAAUUGUAUGAGCUGCUUUAAGUUUGAUUUGGUGAGGAAAAGUCUUGAAAAGUUGGCAAGGUAG
Messenger RNA from Blepharisma stoltei, 1137 nucleotides. The record is from the annotation of a GenBank genome assembly. Lineage: Eukaryota; Ciliophora; Heterotrichea; Heterotrichida; Blepharismidae.